Messenger RNA from Enhydra lutris kenyoni (northern sea otter), 1831 nucleotides. RefSeq names its product abhydrolase domain containing 2 (gene ABHD2). Gene Ontology annotation, molecular function: acetylesterase activity; monoacylglycerol lipase activity. The coding region runs from base 221 to 1498 and encodes 425 amino acids. The record is from RefSeq and is a predicted model, not a curated record. Lineage: Eukaryota; Metazoa; Chordata; Mammalia; Carnivora; Mustelidae. Gene Ontology annotation, biological process: acylglycerol catabolic process; sperm capacitation; medium-chain fatty acid catabolic process. Gene Ontology annotation, cellular component: sperm plasma membrane; sperm flagellum. The transcript is spliced from 11 exons.
GGCGGGAGCUGCACUGGCCAGGGGUUCCGGCUGCAUUUCCAUGAGCGCCGCCGGCAGCCGCGGAGCUGCAGGAACCGGGCUGGGCGCAAGCUGGCCCGCGGUCAACCACGCGCAGCUUUUAGGUUAAUUUGAAUAAGAGAUCUGAACCGAGCGGCCCGGCUGUACAACUCUUCAAGGACAGUCAAUCUGCGGUAAAGAGGAAGAAGGGACAUAGCUCAAGAUGAAUGCCAUGCUAGAGACCCCCGAGCUCCCGGCCGUGUUUGAUGGGGUGAAGCUGGCGGCCGUGGCUGCCGUGUUGUACGUGAUCGUCCGCUGUUUGAAUCUGAAGAGCCCCACCGCCCCGCCUGACCUCUACUUCCAGGACUCUGGGCUCUCGCGCUUUCUGCUCAAGUCCUGUCCUCUUCUGACCAAAGAAUACAUUCCACCGUUGAUCUGGGGGAAAAGUGGACACAUCCAGACAGCCUUGUACGGGAAGAUGGGAAGGGUGAGGUCGCCACACCCCUACGGGCACCGCAAGUUCAUCACCAUGUCCGACGGAGCCACUUCGACCUUCGACCUCUUCGAGCCCUUGGCAGAGCACUGUGUUGGAGAUGAUGUUACUAUGGUCAUCUGCCCGGGAAUCGCCAAUCACAGCGAGAAGCAGUACAUCCGCACCUUCGUGGACUAUGCCCAGAAAAACGGCUACCGGUGCGCGGUGCUCAACCACCUGGGCGCCUUGCCCAACAUUGAGCUGACCUCACCGCGCAUGUUCACCUACGGCUGCACCUGGGAGUUUGGAGCCAUGGUGAACUACAUCAAGAAGACGUAUCCCCAGACCCAGCUGGUGGUCGUGGGCUUCAGCCUGGGCGGUAACAUCGUGUGUAAAUACUUGGGGGAGACUCAGGCAAACCAAGAGAAGGUCCUGUGCUGCGUCAGCGUGUGCCAGGGGUACAGCGCUCUGAGGGCCCAGGAGACCUUCAUGCAGUGGGACCAGUGCCGACGCUUCUACAACUUCCUCAUGGCCGACAACAUGAAGAAGAUCAUCCUCUCGCACAGGCAAGCUCUUUUUGGAGACCAUGUUAAGAAACCCCAGAGCCUGGAGGACACAGACUUGAGCCGCCUCUACACAGCCACGUCCCUGAUGCAGAUUGAUGACAACGUGAUGAGGAAGUUCCACGGCUAUAACUCCCUGAAGGAAUAUUACGAGGAGGAGAGCUGCAUGCGGUACCUGCACCGGAUCUAUGUGCCUCUCAUGCUGGUUAACGCAGCUGAUGACCCCUUGGUGCACGAAAGCCUCCUAACCAUCCCCAAAUCGCUCUCCGAGAAACGGGAGAACGUCAUGUUUGUGCUGCCUCUGCACGGCGGCCACCUGGGCUUCUUUGAGGGCUCCGUGCUGUUCCCCGAGCCCCUGACGUGGAUGGAUAAGCUGGUGGUAGAGUACGCCAACGCCAUUUGCCAGUGGGAGCGUAACAAGUCCCAGUGCUCGGACACGGAGCAGAUGGAGGCCGAGCUGGAGUGAGGCCUCCCGGACUCCGGCGCGGUCCAGCCGCCUCCCCUGGAACCCGCGUCCCUCACCGGCAGAUUCGGGUCCCCCAUCUCCCCGCGGUGACCUGGAUCUGACCUCACGCCAUCAGCGGGGACGGACCCCCCCCCCAGGCACACCUGUGGCCAAGUAGGCUGCCGUCCCUGGGGGCUCCAGGCUAUUUUUAUGCUUAGUUACUGGUUUUCUCCAUUGCGUUGUUAUCCGUGGUGACAAGCGACAGGGUUCUCACCCUCCUGUCCACUUUCAGCAUUUGAUUGCUUUUAAGCCAAUUACAUCUAGUUUCCCUAUUAAAAAUGUGUCUGAACAGCA